This is a messenger RNA of Aspergillus welwitschiae, 2427 nucleotides long. RefSeq names its product putative vacuolar transporter chaperone (Vtc4) (gene vtc4). Lineage: Eukaryota; Fungi; Ascomycota; Eurotiomycetes; Eurotiales; Aspergillaceae. The coding region runs from base 1 to 2427 and encodes 808 amino acids. Gene Ontology annotation, cellular component: fungal-type vacuole membrane; vacuolar transporter chaperone complex. Gene Ontology annotation, biological process: vacuole fusion, non-autophagic; microautophagy; polyphosphate metabolic process. The record is from RefSeq and is a predicted model, not a curated record. The transcript has 5 exons.
AUGAGGUUCGGGGAGCACCUCCGAUCUUCUAUGAUCAAAGAGUACUUCUGGUACUACAUUGCAUACGAGGAUCUGAAGAAGGCUCUCAAAACCGGCUAUGUCACCGAACCUACGCCCGAGAACGCGAGGCCCGACCGCCAGGCCUGGUCGGAGGAUGAUGAGAAGCACUUCGUAACCCUGCUGGAGAGCGAAUUGGACAAGGUCUUCAACUUCCAGCGAAUCAAGAGCGCCGAGAUUGCUCGUCGCAUCCAAGCCAGCGAGACAGAAGUCAACGAUGUGGUUUCCCGCUUGGAUAAUUCCUCCAGCUCUCGCUCAGACAGCGCCUCAAAUUCGCGUUCCAGCCGGAGACCCCCUUCCGACGAAGACUUCUUGUUGCUCGAGCAGGUCUUGAGUGACAUCAUCGCCGACGUCCACGAUCUGGCAAAGUUCACCCAACUGAACUACACAGGCUUCCAGAAAAUCAUCAAAAAACACGAUAAACAAACUGGGUGGCACCUGCGGCCAGUCUUUGCUGCACGACUGAAUGCGAAGCCGUUUUUCAAUGACAAUUACGAUGCGCUCGUCGUUAAGCUUUCGAAGCUUUAUGAUCUUGUCCGUACCAAAGGUAACCCUGUCAAGGGUGAUUCGUCCGCCGGAGGCAGUCAGCAGAACUUUGUCCGCCAGACCACCAAGUACUGGGUUCACCCUGACAACAUCACCGAGCUGAAGCUCAUCAUCCUUAAGCACCUUCCCGUGCUGGUCUUCAACCCUAGGAAAGAAUUCGAGGAAAAGGAUGCCGCCAUCUCGUCCAUCUACUACGAUAACACCGAUACCUGGGAGCUCUACCAAGGUCGCUUGAAGAAAACUGAGGGAGCGGAAGCCAUCCGACUGCGCUGGUAUGGUGGCAUGGAAAGUGACCAGAUCUUCGUGGAGCGGAAGACCCAUCGCGAGGACUGGACGGGAGAGAAGUCUGUCAAGGCGCGUUUCUCUCUCAAGGAGAAGCACGUCAAUGCCUAUCUCUCCGGUCGCAUGACCGUAGAGAGCAUCUUCGAGAAGAUGCGCCGGGAAGGUAAGAAGAGCGAAGAGGAAAUCGACAACUUGGAGCAACUCGCGCGUGAAAUCCAGUACCGAGUCAUCACGCGAAAACUGGUCCCCGUGACCCGAUCUUUCUACCACCGAACUGCCUUUCAGCUUCCCGGAGACGCCCGCGUGCGUAUAUCCCUAGACACGGAGUUGACGAUGACCAGGGAAGACAACCUUGAUGGUCGCAGCCGGGCGGGAGACAAUUGGCGGCGGAUGGAUAUUGGCGUGGAUUGGCCUUUCCCCCAGCUCCCUCCAGAGGAUGUGGAACGCUUUCCUUAUGCCGUGUUGGAAGUCAAGCUUCAGACGCAAGCGGGCCAGGAGCCACCGCAAUGGAUCAGAGAUUUGACGGCCAGUCACCUGGUCGAGGCGGUGCCCAAAUACAGUAAAUUCAUCCACGGCACGGCCACCCUCUUCCCCGAUCGCAUCAACCUUCUUCCCUUCUGGAUGCCGCAGAUGGACGUCGACAUUCGCAAGCCGGCUACACGCAAGUUUGGUAUCCAGCGGCCUCCGGCCAGCGCACCCUUGUCCACCACUGAAACACCCGAGGAUGACGAGUCAGACGAGGACGAGUCGAAUGAAGCACGCUGGGCUGAAGACACGAACCGGGCUGAAGCCACGACUGCCGAUCAAGAAGCCCUGUUUGCCGAUACCGAUGGAAAUGCUCUGGAUAUAGAGGAGCGAAUCGCCGCUCAACCGCUUCCAGGAGAUGAGGAUUACCCGUUAUACGAUUCGGAUGCAGAAUCCGUGGAUUCGGACGAAUUGGAGGAAGCGCGCCGUGUGGGUGGGACAUACUACUACAAGCAGUUGACAAAGUACUACGCCCACAACGCAGGAAAUGCCAUGGUACACUGCUUAACAGCACUCAUCCCUCGCCCCCGUCCGACCAGCAUGCCGGCCCCGGAACAGAACGGAAUUACCGUCAUGGGCAACAAGCGCACGGUGAAGCGCUUUCAAGCUCCCAAGGGCAAACGCAUCCACGUCCCCGUCCGUGUCGAGCCGAAGGUCUACUUUGCCGCAGAACGCACCUUUCUCUCGUGGCUGGAAUUUUCCAUCCUCCUUGCUACAAUUGCGGCUACACUGUUGAACUUUGGAGAUGACUACAUCACUUUCGGGUCGUCUUGGGCCUUCACCGUGCUGGCUGCGGUCGCCCUUCUAUACAGUCUCAUGCUGUACGUCUGGCGUGUGGACAAGAUCCGCAAGCGUCGUGACGUCAAGCGCGUAUACUACGAAAAAUGGGGACCGACCGUCGUCGGUCUCGGACUGGUGGUUAUCGUCAUGGUCAACUUUGGUCUCCGGGCUCGCCAAGCCGGAUUCUUGGCUAAAGAUGGAGACCUUGACGACGCUCCUCACGGAGGAGAGCUGUGA